Theobroma umbraticum is the source of this 1812-nucleotide messenger RNA. Its product is annotated as CemA-like proton extrusion protein-like protein. Gene Ontology annotation, cellular component: membrane. Lineage: Eukaryota; Viridiplantae; Streptophyta; Magnoliopsida; Malvales; Malvaceae. The record is from RefSeq and is a predicted model, not a curated record.
CCCGCGGCGGUUAUCCUCACUGCCUAUCAAGCUGGCCCGUCCUUUUUCACAUUUCACUCUGAAAACACCCUUCAAAUAUCCCUUCAAAUAUAUGAUACCGCCUCAGCUGGGUUUUAUGAGAGGUUGUAAGAUGCGGGGUUUUACAAAUGCUAUUUAAUGAGCACUUCAAUGGUGUUGUGCGACCAUUUAAAGUUGAUCAACCAAUACCUACCCCAAGCCUCCUCACUCUGUGUCUCUUGUCGUAACCCAUCGUGUUUUAUCUUUCAUCUCAGUUGCGAAAGGAAAAGAUUUUCUGGGUUCGUGGCAAAUGCUGCAAACAACAAUAGUAAUUAUUCUAAGAAAAGGAAAAGGAAAAGAAGCUGGUGGCAAAGGUUCUUUUUCGACGAUGACGGGAAUUGGCUAGGUCUCAAGGACGACGACAUGCUGGAGGAAGGCGAGGACGAGUUUUCAGAGUCGGAGGAGUUGUCAGGGGGAGACAAAUUUGAGGCAUGGAAGAGGAGGGCGGAGGCCAUAAUGGAGUUGAGGGAAGCACAAGAGGAUAUGAGGAAUGAGGAGAGCAGAAGAUGGGAGGACUGGAUUGUGGUUGGGGAUGAUAAUAAACAUAGUGCUGCAAAAGAUUGGGAUGAUGAUGGCCGUGAUGAUGAUUGGGGGGAGGAUAAAGGAGACGGCUUGGUUAAGUCUGUCAGAGAUUUGGUUCUUGGGAGGGAAGAUGAGGAUAUCUUGUACGAGGACCGUGUUUUUCGGUAUGCCUCCCUGAAUUCGGCCAAGUUUGUGGCAGCACUGGUACUUAUACCCUGUGCCUUAGAUUUUGUGGUUCAUGACUAUGUUCUUAUGCCAUUUUUGGACAGAUACGUGAAGACUGUGCCACUGGCAGCAGAGAUGCUUGAUGUCAGAAGAAGUCAAAAGCUUGAAAUGGUUAAGCAACUUAAGGUUGAAAAAGCAAGAUUCCGUUUUGAGGUGGAGAUAGGUAAAUCUCCGCCUCUUUCUGAUGAAGAACUUUGGUGGGAAUUGCGGCAUAAAGCGUUAGAGUUACGAGAUGAGUUCAGAUUAGAGAAUCGUAAAGCAUUUGCCAACAUAUGGUCAGAUAUGGUAUUUGGCAUUUCACUGUUCCUUCUCUUACACCUCAAUCAAAGUAAGGUAGCUUUGAUGAAAUUUGCAGGUUAUAAAAUAAUAAGUAAUAUUUCAGAUACUGGAAAGGCAUUUCUCAUUAUACUGAGUACAGACAUUUUUUUAGGGUAUCAUUCUGAAUCUGGUUGGCAGACUUUGUUAGAGAUAAUUGUUGAGCAUUAUGGACUGCAAGUUGAUCAGUCUGCUAUAACCGUUUUUGUCUGUCUGAUUCCAGUUGUUAUGGAUGCAUGCGUGAAGCUUUGGUUGUUCAAGUUUCUCCCUAGAUUAUCCCCAGGAGUUGCAAAUAUAUUCCAGGAAAUGAAACGCCACUAGAGAUUUUUUUUUGGGAUUCUUUCAUCAUUUGUGAGAAUAUUAAACAAAAUAACAUGUGCAGUUGUCCUACAUGUUUUGUGGUAGUUGCAUUUAUCUUCCUUGUAGAGUUGUGCUGGAAUUUUGUAAGUAUGAACUAAAUGGGGAAACAUCAGAUGAAAGGUUUUUCUGAAUGAAGGUUCAAAUUUCUUGUGAAGCUAGGAGCUUAUAGUGGUUCAGGUACUUGAUAUUUCACGUUUUUGUCAUAUACGCUGACUUAGUGACCCCAAAAGAUCAUGUUAUUAGUUUCAACAUUCAAGUGCCUGAAUUCAGAGUUAGCUAUAAAAGUAUUGUGAAUAAUGGUUUUGGUUCACAUGAUUAGUGGUAUGACAGAUC